Messenger RNA from Staurois parvus, 1104 nucleotides. Lineage: Eukaryota; Metazoa; Chordata; Amphibia; Anura; Ranidae. The record is from the annotation of a GenBank genome assembly.
AGGUCACCCUUCCCAGAGACCACCACCGCAAGGAGGUCACCCUUCCCGCAGACCACCACCGCAAGGAGGUCACCCUUCCCGCAGACCACCACCGCAAGGAGGUCACCCUUCCCGCAGACCACCACCGCAAGGAGGUCACCCUUCCCGCAGACCACCACCGCAAGGAAGUCACCCUUCCCGCAGACCACCACCGCAAGGAGGUCACCCUUCCCGCAGACCACCACCGCAAGGAGGUCACCCUUCCCGCAGACCACCACCGCAAGGAGGUCACCCUUCCCGCAGACCACCACCGCAAGGAGGUCACCCUUCCCAACCACCACCGCAAGGAGGUCACCCUUCCCGCAGACCACCACCGCAAGGUGGUCAUCCUUCCCGCAGACCACCACCGCAAGGAGGUCAUCCUUCCCGCAGACCACCACCGCAAGGAGGUCACCCUUCCCAACCACCACCGCAAGGAGGUCACCCUUCCCACAGACCACCACCGUAAGGAGGUCAUCCUUCCCACAGACCACCACCGGUAGGAGGUCAUACUUCCCACAGACCACCACCGCAAGGAGGUCAUCCUUCUCACAGACCAACACCGCAAGGUCAUCCUUCCCACAGACCACCACCGCAAGGAGGUCACCCUUCCCACAGACCACCACCGCAAGGAGGUCACCCUUCCCACAGACCACCACCGCAAGGAGGUCACCCUUCCCACAGACCACCACCGCAAGGAGGUCACCCUUCCCACAGACCACCACCGCAAGGAGGUCACCCUUCCCACAGACCACCACCGCAAGGAGGUCACCCUUCCCACAGACCACCACCGCAAGGAGGUCACCCUUCCCACAGACCACCACCGUAAGGAGGUCACCCUUCCCACAGACCACCACCGUAAGGAGGUCAUCCUUCCCACAGACCACCACCGGUAGGAGGUCAUGCUUCCCACAGACCACCACCGCAAGGAGGUCAUACUUCCCACAGACCACCACCGCAAGGAGGUCAUCCUUCCCACAGACCACCACCGCAAGGAGGUCAUCCUUCCCACAGACCACCACUGUAAGGAGGUCAUCCUUCCCACAGACCACCAAUGUAAGGGACAUUUUCUCCACUGUCAGUUGA